AUUCGUUUAAACUUAAAUGUCUGCAUAUGAAUGUUUUGCUCAUUAUCCUUCAGAAGGAACAAACUUUCAGAUUGACAAAGCAUUCCCGCGCUAAAUAAUAACUUUUCUGAUGCGUUAAUUAAUUAUGAAUGGACGGAUUUUAAAGGGGAAAUCGAUAUACGAGCGAUCAGAAGGAUAAUGGUGAUUGGUCAUUCCGUUAUUGCGUCUCUGAAUAGCUAACCAAUGGGCUUAGAGGUCUCACCCGGUUGUUGUCGCGGGAACUUUAUGGAGCUAUGAACACAAAACACUUAUUAGCUGCUACUGUAGUAUAACAGUUUGUAAACCACCAGCCAUGCAUGUGUAGCUAGUUAUACAUGCAUCACACUGACUAAAUAUUUCGGUGGAAUGCAGAUAGGAUGGCUAGCUAGAAGACACUGUUGCCAGCUAUAGCUAGGUGGCUUAUGCUUACUUAACUAAAGCCAGCUAGCUAGCUAGGUGGCUAACGAUAACUAAAGCCAGUUAGCUAAUCAGCUUAGAUAGCUAGUUACCAUGCUAGCUAGCUACAACCAAAUCCUUUUUAUAACUGCUACAACUGUCAAGGCUAGCUACCUAGCGAAAUACACUAGCUAAAUAAGCAAGCUCGACAAUCUUGUGAAAAACUACAUCUACGUUGGUUGCCUAGGUAACUAGCUAGUUAGGAAGUUAAUUAAAGGUUGAAUCGCAAACGUCUCACUAUUAUUAUCCUGCCACUGUUAUCCUCCCAUUUUUUUAGGCAAGAUACAGGUAGCCACCCUAGCUACUUACAGGUAGCUAGCUAGUUACCUAUCAUCUUUGACUGGAAGCAUGGCACAUCGACUGACGAAAGAUGAGCUUGAUGAACAGUUCGAGCAGUUUUUGAAAGAGUCUGUCUCAGAUGACUCAGUGGAUUUGGGUGGCGGUGCUAUGCGCUCCAGUGUUCUGGACAGCUUGGGCAGAGCCUCUCAGAAACCACCACCAAAGAAGACAUCAGCUGCCCCUGUGCCGUGGUGGCAGGAGGAUGACAGCGAAGAGACACCUGGCAGAGAGGCUGCCAAACGCAGGUUCACUAAACCCAAAAAGCCCCAGCAGCAGGCUGUGGUGAAAACUCAGGAGGAUGAGAGUGAGAGCAGCCCAAUGAAAAGCACCCCUCAGGCUGUCACAGUGGAAGCCCCCACAAGGCCCACACCCAAACCUCGCAGCAAAACUCUGGAUAGGCUCAGUCAGCUGGACCUGGUCCCUGGAGCCAAUCAGGAUGCUUCUUCUCACAUUGCUGCGGGGACGGAAAAUAACAGCCCAGAACACGACUCCUCCCACUCUGCCAGGCAGUGGAGCCCUCCCAUGAACGAGAGCUCCCGUAAUGCAUCAGGAGAGGGGAGUCCUGAGGAGAGUACCUCUCUCCGCGACACACCAGUGGACAGUCACAGCAGUGAUAGUGACUCACAGAGUCUUGAAGAGGGAUUGCUGAGAUCUGAGAAGACGUUCUGUAAGUCUCUGAGAAGAUCCCAGCCCAUCCAGGAGGAGGAAGAGGAGCUGCAGCAUCAGGGAGUAGAGAGGGGUUUGGAUGAGGAGGGGGGGGCAGAGCCUGUCAUCUUCAGCAGAGACAGUCUGGAGCCUGAGGACUCUGUGAUGGCGUCCGGACCAGGUCAGAACGCUGCAGUGGGUCUUGGUCUGGGCAUGGACAGCCUGGAGGAGGAAGAGGAGAAGGCCCGCUUCUUUGCCCACCUGGAGGGAGGUGUGUCCUCCACCAUAGACUACUCCAGACUCAACAAAGAUCUGGAUUCCACCAGCGCCUCCACCACCGCUACCACCCUCAGGAAGGCGGCUGUGGCGGGGGUCGAUCAGAGAGAGGAGGAGAGAGCUAUGGAGUCUGACCGACUCUCCCCAGCCUCCCCCCACUACAGUGAGGAUGAGGACUUUGAAGAUGAGGUCAUUGAGGAGGAGCCUAAAAGGCCUGCCAUGCUCACCAAAGUGUCCCUCCAUGAUUCUCUGGACUCGACCGGUGAACUCCUGCCCCCUGGAGCGGACAGUGACACCAGGGAGGAACCAGGGAGCAACCAGGGAGCAGAGUCCAUCGAGACGGCACUACCAGCCCAGUCGUAUGGCCAGAGUGGGGCCAGUGAGAUGGAGGCUCUACAGGAGGCCUACAGACAGAUCAGUGGCUCUCUGGAGGACUCAGAACAUCAUCACCACCCUUCAUCACCAGUCAGGAGGGAGAGGAGGAAGAGUAAUCCUGUUCCUGUCUCUCCCUCUGUACCUGAACUCUCCAGAGGAACACUACUAGCACCAGUCUCCACCACAGAGUCAGAGCUGCCCACUGCAGAGGAGCUGAUGCGUCCCAUCCGACCAGACAGCAUGGACGACACAAGAGGCUUCACUCUGCAACCUGCUAGUGGGAUCCAGUUCACCUCAGAGAAGACUGGCCAGUCCUUAUGCCAUAGAUCCCGUGAGUCAAGCCCAAGACGCUCAGCAGAGCCAGACACUCCUCCGGCCUCCCCAGGCCCCCGUCCCAGAAGCAUCAGAGAGGAGGUACAGAGGCUGAUGAAGCAGGAUCAGGACAGCUCCUCCCCUGACCUGACUUCCACUAACCCCAGCAAUAAGAGAAGACUGCAGGUUCCUGGACGCUCUACGGUACCUGGUCCCUUCACAUCCUCGUUGAGGAAGCCUUAUGUUUCCCCUGGCAGAGGUAGAGUGGAGAGUAAACCAUCAGCCGUGCCCACCAAGACCUCUGGAGCAAGGAAAUCUGGUCCUACCAGACCUGGGGCUGUAGCCAAGCCCCCCUCUCCUCUAACCCAGAGGAAGCCUCUCAGCCAGACAACAUACCAGAGCCUCAGCCCCCUCCUCUCAGAGACAGAUAAAGACUGUGGUGGUCUGAGGGUGAGCAGUGAGCUGGUGGCAGGGGUUCAGUCCUUCGCUGCCUUCCUCCAGCAACAACAUCGGAUGGAGACGAGAGGUCGCCAGGAUACCAGUCACACGGUCUCCUGGGAAACCAAAGGUCAACAGGAAGCCAGCCAGACUCAGACUGAGUGUCCAUCAGAGAGGAAAAGUGAGCCCAGGGAGGAGGGCAGGUCUGGGGAGGUGGAGGAGAGCCCCCUAGUGUCCAGGCUGAGACUGCAGCUAGCCCAGAGGGAGAGAGAGCUCCACACCAGAGAGGAAGAGCUACUGCUGCAGCAUGACACAGAGGUCAGCUCACUGAGACAGGAGAACUACCUCCUGCAGAGCAAGCUGCACAGUACAGAGGAGGCCAACAGCAGGAAGAAGGGCCGGUUGGGUCGCGGUCUGGACGGGCCCUUGGACCCCCUCACGGAGGACAAACUCAGACUGAUAGAGAAAGAGGUGAAGGAACAGGAGACCAUCAUCCAGGGAUACCAGCAGGAGAAUGAGAAGUUGUACCUGCAGAUGAAGGCUCUUCAGGCUCAGAGUAAACUCAAUGAAGAGGCCAUGUUCACAGAGAACCAGAGGCUGUUAAAUGAACUGGCCCUUACCAAGGAGCAGAUGAGCAACUCGCCGAGGACAGUGGGUAAUGUAGGCUGUGUGGCCCAUAUUGAACGCAUCACACAGCUGCUGGGCCAGAUGCAGGCAGCACAGAGGACUGAAGAGAGACUGGUGGAGGAGACCCACAGGCUGAAGCAGGAGAAACAGGCCCUGGAGGUGGACCUUGAAAUGAUGAGGAAAGAGAGAGACCUGGCCAAAGCGCAGGUCGUCAACACCUCAGGGGAUAAGAGCUUUGAGCUGCAGGUGGCAGAGGACAGGCAUAAGGAGGAGGUGUGUGGUCUGAAGAAGAGGCUCCAGUGGUAUGCUGAGAACCAGGAGCUGCUGGACAGAGACUCUGCCAGACUGAGGGCUGCCACCGCAGACACACUCAAACUCACAGAGCAGGUGGAAAAGCUGAAGAUGGAGGUGGGAAAGAGAGCCAAUCAGAGUAAGACUAAAGAGAGAGCUGGAGACGCUAAGAGGAUACAGGACCUAGAACGACAGGUGAAGGAGAUGGAGAAGAUUCUCAGACAGAGGAACCCUAACUCCCUCCCAGCGCUCAUCUACGCUGCAGCCAACGCACCUGCAGUGGAUGAGGAUGGAGGGGCCAAGAGCUCCCCGCCCACUCAGACCAGGGCCCUAUUGGAGCGGCGCAUCCAGAGGCUGGAGGCGGAGCUAGAGAGCCGUGACGACGAGGCCAAACGCAGCCUCCGAGCCAUGGAACAGCAGUACCAGCGGAUUAAGCUCCAGUAUGAGCAGCAGAUCAGUGAUCUGGAGCAGCGGUUAACCCAGAAACACCCGGUCCAGACCGGGUCACCUGGGGUCUGGCAGGCCCAGGUCUGCUCCCUGCAGCAGGAACUAGAUCUCCUGAAGGAGAACCAUCAGAGUAGAGGGAGAACCCUACAGGCUGAGGUCCACUCCCUACAGGAGCAGCUCACACAACAGGCACAGUCUACCACCGAGCCAGAGAGAGCCCCCCAACGCAGCCCGUCCCGACAUCAGCGCCAAGCAGAGACGGCCCUGGGGGUCCGGAUAGAGAGACUCAACCAGGAGCUGUCAGCCAAGACCCGCAGCGUCCAGGAGCUGAGCCGCACCGUGGAGAGACUCCAGAGGGAGAGGAAGACCAUGCUGUGUGGCCCUGGCCCCAGAUCCGAGGGCCGUGUUGGGCCUGGGGAGGCCAGGCGGCAGGCGGCCGGGUCCAAAGGACCCAUGGUGGUGGUGGUGGCUACCCCAGGGGAGAGGGGAGGCACGGUGGGAGAGACCGCAACGUUCCCUCCCACUCAGGAUGAGAAGGACUACCAGCCCACAGCGUUCUCUGGGAGCCACAUCUCAGAGGUGCUGCAGGAGAGCGAGGGGUUAAGGCUGCGUCUGGAGCAGCUGGAGCUGCAGAGGGACAAGGAGAGGGUGGUACUGCAAGCUGCAGCCGCACAGGCCCAGGCCGAGCUGCGCAGGGUACAGCAGCAUUCAGCAGAGCAGGUGUCCUCGCUCAGGGCUGACCAUCAGAGGGAGCUGGAGAGCCUGCUUACCGGCCACGCCCUCGCCCACUCCUCCUCUAAAGUGGCCGAACUGACCAAUCAGGUGACCGCGCAGGAGAUCAUGGUUCAGCAUCUGCGUGACCAGGUGAAGGAACUGCAGGGGACCAAGGAUGCUCUGGCUGUGUCCAAGCUGAGGGAGGACACCCAACAGAACCAGCUGACAAGGCUGUUGGAGGAGCUGAAGCAGGCCAAGGAGUGCCACAGCCCAGAGCUCCGACACUUCACUAGCCUGGAGAGAAAGAUCCACAGCAUGGAGCUACGACACACUCAGAGGGAGAAAGAGCUCCAGCAGGUGAUGGGUCAGACUCGGCUGGUGGUGGAGGCUGAGCAGCAGUCUGAGGUGGAGCGUUGGAGGAGGCUGGCUCAGGGGAAAACCCGGGAGCUGGAGGUCUUCCGUCUGGAACUGGACUCUAUCCUGGACGUCUUGAGAGAACUUCAGAGACAGGGAGUGGUCAUCCCUGCUCCGGACCAGGCUUCUGCUGUACCUUUCAGCUGGAGGACCUGAAACAUGGGACAUAGGCUCUUUCUAAUUACUUACAAAUCUGUCCUCAUCUUGUCUGAUCUGAAAGAAUUGACCAGGCUAAAGCCAGCUUAAUGAUGAGCUUGCACUAUUUAAGUCUUUUUUUUGUUCAGUGCAGAUAAAGGGGAGAGGGGGGAUUUGUAAGCAAUUGAGAGCCAACUCACACAUCCUUUAGGAGAACCCAUCAUUGUGCUGAACAAUCAGGUUAUUUCUUUUUGUAGAUUUGUAUUUUUAUACUUGAUGAUUUUAAAUGUAUUAAGUUAUUCAAUGUGUGUUACAAUAUUUUUCUAUUUUGUAUAAUUUCUUCCUGUGUGUUUUUGAAUUUGUAACAAGUAAAGCACAAAGAUAAAAACAUCUCAAA
Messenger RNA from Oncorhynchus gorbuscha (pink salmon), 5884 nucleotides. RefSeq names its product centrosomal protein 162 (gene cep162). NCBI's taxonomy places the organism in Eukaryota, Metazoa, Chordata, Actinopteri, Salmoniformes, Salmonidae. The transcript has 29 exons. Bases 823 to 5508 code for a protein of 1561 amino acids. Gene Ontology annotation, cellular component: axonemal microtubule; centriole; centrosome. The record is from RefSeq and is a predicted model, not a curated record. Gene Ontology annotation, biological process: cilium assembly.